Molecule: messenger RNA, 1998 nt
Organism: Ziziphus jujuba (common jujube)
Lineage: Eukaryota; Viridiplantae; Streptophyta; Magnoliopsida; Rosales; Rhamnaceae
Product: probable receptor-like protein kinase At1g80640
Exons: 10
Coding region: 185-1609 (474 amino acids)
Biological process (GO): protein phosphorylation
Molecular function (GO): protein kinase activity; ATP binding
Source: RefSeq, a predicted model, not a curated record
AGUGAGAAAGAGCACAAGAAAAUUAUAAGUAAGAGAGAGAGAGAGAGAUAAGAAAGACUGAGGAAAUUCAAAUGCUAGAAAAGAGAGAAGGUCCAAAAACCAUUUAUUCCAUGCCCUUUCACAGGCUUCACAAACUCUGUUUGUGUCUGUCUCCCAUUUCUUUAUCCUUGAUGUUUUCUUUAAUAUGGUAAAAGACAAUACCAUGAAUCUUACUUAUCAUCGUCAUCUUCUUCUUCUUCAUUUUUUUCUUUUAAUGCUGUUUUUUCUUCAUCAUCCAUGUCCCAUUUUUGUUUGUGCCAGUGCCUUACCAGAACCUCCUUUUUCCUCCAUUGCUGUUCCUGUUUUUCCACUAGAUGUUUCCCCUUCUUCUCCUAUCUAUUCUACAAUGGUUGCUUUCUCUCCAGGUUCUCAUGGAAUUCAAGAAGGACGUGAGAGUCAUCAAAUGGAUUCACACAAGAAAAUGGUUAUGGCACUCAUUGUUGCUUGCUCUACUCUUGUUUCCAUCCUUUUGUUAUUGUUGAGUUUGUGGAUUUAUCGGAGGAAGAACUCUUACAAACCCCAGAAGAAAAAACCUCAGAGCUCCGAUGCUGAAAAAGGGCUUACUUUAGGUCCAUUUCUGGGUAGAUUCAACUCCAUAAAGAUGUUUGGUAAAAAGGGAUCUGUCUCACUGGUUGACUAUAAGAUACUAGAAAAAGCGACGAACAAUUUUCUGGAGAGUAAUAUAUUGGGUGAAGGGGGAUUUGGAUGUGUUUACAAAGCUCGAAUGGAAGAUAACUUGCUUGUUGCUGUCAAGAAGCUAGACUGUGGAAGUCAGGAUGCAGUGAGAGAAUUCGAGAAUGAAGUGGAUUUGUUAAGUAAAAUUCAGCAUCCAAACAUAAUUUCUCUGUUGGGUUGUUGCACCCAUUGUGAUACUGGGUUUAUUGUUUAUGAACUGAUGCAUAAUGGAUCUCUGGAAACACAAUUGCAUGGACCCUCCCGUGGUUCUGCCUUAACAUGGCAUAUGCGGAUGAAAAUUGCCCUUGAUGCAGCAAGAGGUUUAGAAUAUCUGCAUGAGCACUGCAGACCUCCAGUGAUCCAUAGAGAUCUAAAAUCAUCUAAUAUUCUUUUAGAUGCCAACUUCAAUGCCAAGCUAUCCGAUUUUGGUCUUGCUGUGGCUGAUGGGGCCCAUAAGAACAACAUCAAGCUCUCAGGCACCUUGGGUUAUGUAGCUCCGGAGUAUCUUUUAGAUGGUAAGUUGACGGAUAAGAGUGAUGUCUAUGCCUUUGGAGUUGUUCUUUUAGAGCUUCUAUUAGGAAGAAGGCCUGUAGAAAAAUUGGCACGAUCUCAGUGCCAAUCUAUUGUAACAUGGGCUAUGCCACAACUUACUGAUAGAUCAAAGCUUCCAAACAUUGUGGAUCCUGUGAUAAAGGAUACGAUGGAUCUAAAGCACUUAUAUCAGGUUGCUGCUGUUGCGGUGCUAUGUGUGCAACCAGAACCAAGCUAUCGCCCACUGAUAACAGAUGUUUUACACUCUCUUGUACCUCUUGUUCCUGUUGAGCUUGGAGGGACACUAAGGGUUACGCAAACUGCGCCUUCAGUAGACCCUGCAUUGCCUCCUGCUAGUUGCUGAUAAACGUUGAGAUUUCCACCUAUGCAAAAUUUCGAGUUUCUCCACUGCUAGAAUUUAGUUGCAUGUCUGUCACGUUCUUCAAUAUAUGGCAUUGAGGGUUUUACUGCAGAAAUAUAUCUUAUGAUUAUACAGGCGAAGCAGAGUUCCGAGUGGUGUAAAAUAAUAUUGGAUCCUUUCUCACAUUUGUAAAUCAAAGCAUGUAUGAUUUUGUGCUUACGGAAUCUGUGCAUACGACGAACACUAACGAUUCUUUUAGCUCUGUGUAUGAACUCAGGUUAAAUUUGCAAAGGGGGGUUCUUGGCAAUUACCUCUGGAGGAGUUUUGUAGGAAUGUAAAAAAUUUCAUCUUUUCUGAUGGAACUCAAAUUGUCAAAGGAAAUGUAUUUUCCA